AUGAGUGCAGUUUCACUUGCACGUCCACUCAGUGUGCACCUGCUUGUUUUGCAGGACUGUGGAGCAGACUGUGCUAAGUUCCAGAAGAGUGAACUGGAGUACAAAUUCAACAAGAAAGCCUUAGAAAGGCCCUAUACCUCUAAACACUCCUGGGGAAAGACCUAUGGAGAGCACAAGCGCCACUUGGAGUUUAGUCAUGACCAAUAUAGAGAGCUUAAGAAAUAUGCAGAAGAGAUUGGCAUUUUCUUCUCAGCUUCUGGCAUGGAUGAGAUGGCUGUGGAAUUUCUACAUGAACUGGACAUUCCAUUUUUCAAAGUAGGAUCAGGAGAUACAAACAAUUUUCCGUAUUUGGAAAAGACUGCAAAGAAAGGUCGCCCAAUGGUGAUUUCCAGUGGGAUGCAGUCGAUGAACACAAUGCAUCAGGUUUAUCAGAUUGUGAAGCCCAUCAAUCCAAACUUUUGCUUCCUGCAAUGCACCAGUGCAUACCCACUUCAGCCAGAGGAUGUCAAUCUCCGUGUUAUAUCGGCGUAUCAGUCAGCUUUUCCUGAUAUCCCCAUUGGCUAUUCGGGGCAUGAAACUGGCAUAGCCAUUUCAGUGGCAGCUGUUGCUAUGGGUGCUAAAGUAGUGGAACGCCAUGUGACUCUCGACAAAACAUGGAAAGGAAGUGACCACCAAGCAUCCCUGGAGCCAAAUGAAUUGGCAGAGUUAGUGAAAGCCAUCCGUACUGUGGAAAAAGCAAUGGGUUCUCCAGUCAAACAACUCUUGCCCUGUGAAAUGGCUUGCAAUGAAAAGCUGGGAAAGUCUGUUGUGGCAAAAGUAACAAUUCCUGAAGGUGCAGUACUGACACUUGACAUGCUGACAGUGAAGGUGGGAGAGCCUAAGGGAUUUCCCCCAGAAGCCAUCUUCGAUCUGGUGGGCCAGAAGGUUAAAAAACAUAUCGAAGAAGAUGAAACUAUCACUGAGCAAGCAGUGGAAAAUCAUGUCAAGAAAGUGAAGUGCUAAACCAAAGCACUCCAUUCCAUAUUUCAUGAUGUAGUACUGCACAACAUAUUUAAGUAUAGCGGCAUGGUAGAAUUAGAAGAAAGGGUUGUAAUUAUGAGGAUCCAAGCAGGUUAGAAUUUUCAGGUUCUAAUUAGCAGGAAGUUUCUGCAGCAACUGCGUAUAAAUUAUGAAGAACAAUUUUAUUAGAAACUGUAUAGCAUUGUGUCUAGAAAAUACCAUGCUCCUCCUUUCUCCAUUCCACUUAACCUAGAUGAAUUUGGAGUUUUGCCAAAUCUAAGAUGACAGUCUGCUGCUUUCCAGCUUCCCUUUUCUGGUAAUAUAGUAAAUGACAAUAACUUUGUCUACACUCUGAAUUGUUCUAACACCGUAUCUUUUGAUGUUCCUCUUUUUUCUGCUGUUUUCGUCACCCCUGUAAUAACAGGAUGCUAGUUGGAGUUGAAUGCAGAUAAGUGAAAGUUUACAUACACUGAACAGAAAACUCAAAUGCAACCUGAUGGAUUUUUCUCAAGAUGAAAGCCUUGAGAUAAAAAGUCUCACGAUAAAGCAGUAGGUUGCAGGAAUCUGCACUCUGGGGAAAAGGAGCUCCUUGAGAAAGCUGGGUUCUCAAGAGAUAGCACCAAGAAAGGAGGCAAACUGGAUAUGUAAAAAGGUCCCAUUUAAGGGGCAAGAGAAAGCCUUUUUCUACUUUUUGUGAAUUUGAAAGGCAAAAGGGCAAGCCAGACAUAUUAAGGGGGGAAAAAACAGACCUGAGCUGGAUCAGUGGAAAUAAACUUAAACCUAUGCUUCAAAAAAAUGUCAAAAGCAUCUAUUGUGAGCUGAGUGAAGCCUGGAAUUUUGCAGUGCAUUUGGAUACCUCUAUUUGUACCUGGGGGCAGCUUCUCAGGGAGGAAGCCAAAUGCUAGUGAAGAUUCAGCAGCCUCCUUCCUGUACUAACAAUCAAAUACACUGGAUUGGGUUUUUUCCCCCAACACUGGUGUUUGAGACAGCUGAGGCUCGCUGCUUGACUAGAUCACAUCACUAUGCUUCAGCAUGAUGGUCAGUGCACCUGUUGUGUGUUCCACUCUUGCAUCACAGCUUCUCACUUUUCAAGUAAGAAAUGCAGUCCCACUCCUAUCAGCUUGCUGCUCUUCCCGUUUUGUCCAGGAAGGAGCCAUGUGGCAGCAGCCGCAAACCAGGCAUCCCUCAAUUAGCUUGGUGAGCACAGAACUGCUUUGGUAUAAUUCAUCUGCAUUUUUCUGUGGUAGAAUCAUUUACUAGUGAUGGUUAUUUGGAACUUGCUACCUCUUGGUCAUGAGUUGGUGAUGUUACCUUGAAUUUGGUGGUGGUGUUUCUGUACUUCUGAGCUGUUUGCUUUCGAAAUGUUUACCCUUCUGCAAUUCUGAGGAAACUCUAUUUGUAGCUUUAAACUGGGAAGGAGAUAUUCUUUGAACCAUGUGCUUGACCGUAUGUGAACUCUGAUUGAUGCAAUAUGCUUGCCUUACAUUAAGAAACUACUCAAUUGUUAAGAGACUUUUUUAAUUUCAAUUUUGAAAAAUAAAUUUGGCUUAUAAAACAAGCUGUUGUUUUUGCGUUUCAGCCUAUGGUCAGACCUUGUCUUUGCCAGCACUGGUGAUGAUUCCAGGGCCUUUAGUAUCUGAACCCUGUAAGAUUACCUGACCUGCUUCAAGUAGCAGUGGCUCUUCGCUGCAGCAGGGCUGGUCCUAGGUGCUGCUGUAAACAUAGGCUCCAAAAAUUUCCAGGACUUUAAUUAAUGUAUUGGGAAAAAAAAAAUUAUCCCUAUACAGAAACUUGCAAGCUGUCUCUCCUAGUUUUAUGUGAGCAUACCUUUAUCCAGCAGCAGUUAAAAGAGCCUUUGCAAAUAGGACACAAAAAUAAAUUAAGCACAAG
Messenger RNA from Aptenodytes forsteri (emperor penguin), 2889 nucleotides. It is a transcript of the gene NANS, whose product is annotated as N-acetylneuraminate synthase. The record is from RefSeq and is a predicted model, not a curated record. The transcript is spliced from 5 exons. Gene Ontology annotation, biological process: carbohydrate biosynthetic process. Lineage: Eukaryota; Metazoa; Chordata; Aves; Sphenisciformes; Spheniscidae. Gene Ontology annotation, molecular function: N-acylneuraminate-9-phosphate synthase activity. The coding region runs from base 1 to 1002 and encodes 333 amino acids.